Messenger RNA from Meleagris gallopavo (turkey), 988 nucleotides. Lineage: Eukaryota; Metazoa; Chordata; Aves; Galliformes; Phasianidae. The record is from RefSeq and is a predicted model, not a curated record.
GUAUGUCCAUCAGCAGAGGCCCAGGACCCUUUUCCAGCGCUGGGGUCGAAUGCCGUCCUCUCCCCUCAGAGCCUGGUUUUGGAAACGCUCAGCAAACUCAGCACCCGGGACGCCAACGUGGAUUUGAUUCUCGCGGCUCCCCCCAUCAGCCGCUUGGAGACGCUGUACAGCACCCUGCUGCGUUUCCUCCGCGACAGAAAGAGCGCGGUGUGCCGAGAGAUGGCCGUGGUCCUGCUGGCCAGCUUGGCACAGGGACACAGCCUGGCAGCGAGAGCGAUUGCUUUGCAGGAGAGGAGCAUUGGCGACUUGCUGGGCUUCUUGGAGGACAGCCUGGCCGCCGCGCGGUGCCAGCAGAGCCAGGCCGGCCUGGUGCACGAGCAGAACGCGCCCUGCGAGCCGGUGAGCGUGGACAUGAUGCGCCGAGCUGCUCGGGCGCUGCUCGCCCUGGCUGAGGUGGACGAGAGCCGCUCGCAGUUCACGCUGCACGAGUCGCGGCUGUUGGACAUCUCCGUGUCGCCCGCGGUGGAUUCCUUGGUCUCCCAAGUGAUCUGUGAGGUGCUGUUCUUAAUUGCCCGGCCCUGACAGCUGCGGGGUGCAGCUCACCCUGUGUGAGUGUGUGUCAGCGGAGAACUGAGAAGCCAACGGUUGCCCUUUAUUUAUGCACAACCACCUUGGGGAAUCCACUGCCUGCGCUGUCCUGCUUCUCCCUUGGAGGAUGAUGUCCCCAUUCCCUUUCCCCUUCUCCUGUUCUUCAAAUUUGUCCUAAAUCCCCAAAAUCCCCAAUUAAAAGAGACAAAGUUCUCUCUACACGGAGGACUCUUAAAUUUUGUUUUAGCCAAAGUUGCUGUCUUCUACUGUGCGUGUGGGGAGAACAACUUGUCCCCCUUUCCCCACCCCUUUCUAGCAUGACGAGUUACGAUGCCCUGCAGAGCGAGACGCAGGUAUUUCAUCUCUUGCCAGGCGGCCCUCCCUGGGGGCUGCUGUACAG